Molecule: messenger RNA, 891 nt
Organism: Rangifer tarandus platyrhynchus (Svalbard reindeer)
Lineage: Eukaryota; Metazoa; Chordata; Mammalia; Artiodactyla; Cervidae
Source: the annotation of a GenBank genome assembly
AUGAGGUUUUUCCCGUUGGAUCUGGAGGGCGCAGUCACGGGGCUGGCAGCCACACAGAGCGAGCAGCUGGGGCUGGCGCACCGUGGGGACGGCCACGCGUCCCUCACGGCUCCUUCAGGGCCUGGCGGUGUUUCAGCCAGAUUCCUGGCCCCAAGGUUCUGGGCUGUGAUUCUGCUACUGGGGCUUGCCAUGAUGUCGAAGGGCAUGUCCUACCAUGGGCGCCUCCGCUGCCGCUGGACCGACCCAGCUGCACAAGCAGAGUGGCCAGGCCCCCGUCAGAGGUCACCCCUGGCCGGGCCUGAAGGUCAGCUGCUGCCUGUUCCUCCCAAACUCCCAGCCUCCCAGCACUUCGACUGGGAGGUGGCGGAGCGCAGCAGGAAACCCGCGCCCCUGCAGCGCUGCCCCGUGGCCAGCGCCAGGCACCCUGCUCGUGACCAGCGGAGUGAGAGGGGGCUGGUUCAAGCCCCGGAGAAGGGAGCCAUCAGCAGCAGCCUCGGAGCAGAAGCAAGGUCCUCAUCCUGGAAAGGGCUGAACUGUGCCCUGUUCUUCAUGCCGAUGGUCAGCCCUGAGCUGUCUGAUGCAACUUUCAUUUCGGUCGCCUUUCUGAUUCUCCUAGUCUUGGCCCGAGAAGAGUGGGUAAGAGAAAAGUCUCUCAUGUUCCACGGCAGCUCGGCAGUCACUCCCAGCUCGGGGAAUCCGGAGACCAUCCCAGCUCUGUCUGCGCCGUGGCCUAGCUCCCAGUGUUUUAGCCUAAAACCUGAGCUCCGUCCCUGUCUGAGUGAAGCAGGCGCUCUGCACACACUCUCUUGCCGGCUUUGCUCCCGGAAUAGGAACACCGGCUCUCUACGGCUCCCUGAGAGCAUCCUCCUGUUUUUCAAAGGAAGAAGGUAA